Messenger RNA from Lacerta agilis (Sand lizard), 4264 nucleotides. It is a transcript of the gene ATP11A, whose product is annotated as ATPase phospholipid transporting 11A. Gene Ontology annotation, biological process: phospholipid translocation. The coding region runs from base 373 to 3984 and encodes 1203 amino acids. The record is from RefSeq and is a predicted model, not a curated record. Gene Ontology annotation, cellular component: plasma membrane; recycling endosome; trans-Golgi network. NCBI's taxonomy places the organism in Eukaryota, Metazoa, Chordata, Lepidosauria, Squamata, Lacertidae. Gene Ontology annotation, molecular function: ATP binding; ATPase-coupled intramembrane lipid carrier activity; magnesium ion binding. The transcript is spliced from 30 exons.
CUGCUGCUGCUCCUCCUCCACCGCCGCCUUUUCGGAGCGAGCUGCCGGGGACGGCUGGCUGGCUGAGCGCACAUGGGCAGAGGCAACCGAGACGCCCCAGCCUGGCGCACGCAUGACUGAGCGGAAGAAUCGCCCGCCAAGAAUCCCCGGCAGGUCAAGGCAGGGCAGGGAUGUGGCUGCGGCUGCCAUGAGACAGAAACUCCGGCGUGGUGGUGGAUGUAGGAAGUAGCAGAGCGGCGACCGAGACCGAGAGGCAGAGAGAGAAGCUCCCCCUGGCUGGAGUCUCCCGCCUGUAGGAGAAGGAGCAGGCGGCGGCGGCGGCGCAGGAGGAGGCGGCUGAGAGCCGCCUGAGCAGCUGCCCGUCGCCUCGCCAUGGAUUGCAGCCGCCUCAGGACUCUUAUUAAUAGAUACUGUGCUGGAGAAGAGAAUUGGGUGGACAAUCGGACUGUUUAUGUUGGGCACCGUGAACCCCCUGCAGGCACCGAAGCGUACAUUCCACAGAGGUAUCCGGAUAACAGAAUAGUCUCCUCAAAGUACACUUUUUGGAACUUUGUCCCAAAGAAUUUAUUUGAGCAGUUCCGAAGAAUAGCUAACUUUUAUUUUCUCAUCAUUUUUCUUGUACAGUUAAUUAUUGACACACCAACUAGCCCAGUGACAAGUGGACUUCCACUUUUCUUUGUCAUCACUGUAACAGCUAUUAAACAGGGCUAUGAAGAUUGGCUUCGUCACAAAGCCGACAAUGCAAUGAACCAGUGUCCUGUUCAUUUCAUUCGACAUGGCAAACUGGUUAGAAAGCAGAGCCGCAAACUCAGAGUUGGAGAUAUUGUAAUGGUAAAAGAAGACGAAACAUUCCCUUGUGACUUAAUAUUUUUGUCCAGUAGUCGGGCAGAUGGAACAUGUUUUGUUACGACAGCAAGUUUGGACGGUGAAUCCAGUCAUAAGACAUAUUAUGCUGUCCAAGAUACAAAAGCCUUUCAAAGCGAACAGGAUAUCGACACAUUGCAUGCUACCAUUGAAUGUGAACAACCUCAGCCUGAUCUUUAUAAGUUUGUUGGUCGGAUAAAUAUUUACCACGACAGAGAUGAGCCUGUUGCAAGGCCAUUGGGAUCUGAAAAUGUGCUUCUUAGAGGAGCCACGUUGAAGAACACAGAGAAAAUAUUUGGUGUUGCUAUCUACACUGGCAUGGAAACAAAAAUGGCAUUGAACUACCAAUCAAAAUCUCAGAAACGAUCUGCUGUGGAAAAAUCCAUGAAUGUAUUUCUUAUUGUAUACCUCUGUAUUCUGAUCAGUAAAUCACUAAUAAAUACUGUCCUGAAAUACGUGUGGCAAAGUGAGCAGUUUCGCGAUGAGCCUUGGUAUAAUGAGAAAACAGAACUAGAACGGAAAAGAAAUGUGUUUAUUACAGCAUUUACAGAUUUCCUUGCCUUCAUGGUUCUUUUCAACUACAUCAUUCCUGUAUCCAUGUACGUCACAGUAGAAAUGCAGAAGUUUCUUGGUUCUUAUUUUCUUACCUGGGAUGAAGAAAUGUUUGAUGAAGAAACAGGUGAAGGGCCGCUGGUGAAUACCUCUGACCUCAAUGAAGAGUUGGGACAGGUUGAAUAUGUCUUCACAGAUAAAACAGGGACCUUAACAGAGAACAAUAUGGAGUUCAUAGAAUGUUGCAUUGAGGGCCAUGUGUAUGUUCCUCAUGUCAUCUGUAAUGGCCAAAUUCUCCCUGAUUCUGCUGGUAUUGAUAUGAUUGAUUCUUCCCCAGGAGGAAGUGGCAAAGACAGAGAAGAACUCUUUUUCCGGGCUCUGUGCCUUUGUCACACCAUUCAAGUGAAGGAAGAUGACAACGUGGAUGGGUUGAAGAAAGCACAGCUGUCGGGGAGGUCUGCCGUGUAUAUUUCAUCAUCCCCUGAUGAAGUUGCUUUAGUUGAAGGGAUUCAGAGGCUUGGUUACACCUAUUUAAGACUGAAGGACAAUUUUAUGGAAAUCUUGAAUCGAGAAAAUGAUAUUGAAAGGUUUGAACUAUUGGAAAUCCUUAGUUUUGAUUCUGUAAGGAGACGAAUGAGUGUGAUAGUUAAAUCGGCUAAAGGAGAAAUAUUUCUGUUUUGUAAAGGAGCAGAUUCAUCUAUUUUCCCCAGAGUUGCAGAAGGCAAAAUAGACCAGAUUAGAUCAAGAGUUGAGCGCAAUGCAGUGGAGGGCCUUCGAACGUUAUGUGUAGCGUAUAAGAAAUUCACCUGUGAAGAAUACGAGAAUGUGCAGAAGCAGCUGCAGGAGGCCAAACUGGCCCUUCGGGAUCGGGAGAAGAAACUGGCUGAGGCCUAUGAGCAGAUAGAAAAGGGACUUAUCCUGCUUGGUGCUACAGCAGUUGAAGACCGAUUACAGGAAAAAGCUGCUGAUACAAUCGAAUCUCUGCAAAAAGCUGGCAUUAAGGUUUGGGUUCUGACGGGAGACAAAAUGGAGACUGCCGCAGCUGCCUGCUACGCCUGCAAACUAUUCAGAAGAAGUACUCAAAUACUUGAGUUAACUACCAAGAAAAUAGAGGAGCAGAGCUUGCACGAUGUGUUGUUUGAUUUAAGCAAGACUGUCCUAAGGCACAGCGGCAGUUUAACAAGGGACACCUUCUCAGGGCUUUCAGCUGAAAUGCAAGAUUAUGGUUUAAUUAUUGAUGGAGCAGCAUUAUCAUUAAUAAUGAAACCACGGGAAGAUGGGAGCUCUGGUAACUACAGAGAGAUCUUCCUUGAAAUCUGUAGGAACUGCAGUGCAGUUCUAUGCUGUCGCAUGGCUCCUUUGCAAAAAGCACAGAUUGUAAAAUUAAUUAAAUGGUCAAAGGAGCAUCCAAUCACGUUAGCAAUUGGUGAUGGAGCAAAUGAUGUCAGCAUGAUCCUGGAAGCACAUGUUGGCAUUGGCCUUAUUGGGAAAGAAGGCCGCCAAGCUGCAAGAAACAGCGACUAUGCAAUACCCAAAUUUAAACAUUUGAAAAAAAUGUUGCUUGUUCAUGGGCAUUUUUAUUAUGUCAGGAUAUCUGAACUUGUGCAAUACUUCUUUUAUAAGAAUGUCUGUUUCAUUUUUCCUCAGUUUUUAUACCAGUUCUUCUGUGGGUUUUCACAGCAGCCUUUAUAUGAUACUGCGUAUCUUACCCUGUACAAUAUCAGCUUCACUUCACUUCCUAUCCUGCUGUAUAGUCUCAUGGAGCAACAUGUCAGUUCAGAUACACUCAAGAGAGACCCUACACUGUACAGGGACGUUGCCAAGAAUGCUCACCUACGCUGGCGCGUAUUCAUUUACUGGACAUUCUUGGGAGUAUUUGAUGCUGCCGUCUUUUUCUUUGGUGCCUAUUUCCUGUUUGACAGCUCAACUGUGACCAGCAAUGGACAGCUAAUGACAGCCAACACCCACAUGAUGUUUGGAAACUGGACCUUUGGGACACUGGUAUUCACUGUGCUGGUAUUCACUGUUACCUUGAAGCUUGCACUGGAUACACACUACUGGACUUGGAUCAAUCACUUUGUGAUCUGGGGAUCACUGCUUUUCUACAUUGUCUUUUCCCUUCUCUGGGGAGGGAUCAUCUGGCCUUUUCUCAAUUACCAGAGGAUGUACUAUGUGUUCAUGCAAAUGCUGUCUAGUGGUCCUGCAUGGCUGGGUAUUAUUAUGCUCAUAACGGUGAGCCUUCUUCCAGAUGUUCUGAAGAAAAUUUUAUGCAGGCAAUUAUGGCCUACAGCAACAGAAAGAAUCCAGAAUAAAUCAAGCCAUGGUCGGGACCAUUUUUCAGAAUUCACACCUCUUGCCUCUCUGAAGAAUCCAAGAUACAGGAGCAAUGACUGCAAAAAUACCCCAGCAAGAAGGUCUAGUUCUCAUUCUAAAAAAACAAUGUUUACGCAUUGGAGAAACUAUGAUUAUUCAGUACUCCCCUCCAUCUUUGGCUAUUCCAAUAAUAAGCGUUGUGAUUCCAGUGCCAGGUACUACCACAGGGGUUCAGGUCUGGAAACAUCUCUAUGAGAGAUCACCAACUCAAGCCUUUAAGAACUAGCAACUAUUCCUCCCUCAUUCCAAACCCCCCUCCCACUACAUCUUCAAAUGACCGUUUAACAGCACUGAUUGAAAUUUUGCUGGCUUUAACUGUCCGAUGUAAGAGUCUUGACAAACUGGAUCAAAGAGCAUGGAGUACAAAUCUUUCCCAGGAGUCUUGGCCUUCCUUAUUAUGUUUUAAACUGUUGAAGCAAUGGAUUUUUCUACACAGUCUGGCACUGUGAGGAUGAACAGCACUGUAAUUUCACUC